UUCGCUGCAGCGCAGCGCGGUGCCGAAGCGGCUCCUGGACGCCAUGGUGCAGGCCGAAUCAAGGAAAUGCAGGGUCGAGGGCGUGGGAGUGGAAAAGCUGCAGCGCGACAACGACGGCGCAGUGAUGCAUCGGCGGCGUUGUGAUACGUCGGCGCGGAUGACGCAUGGACUGCGCAUCUCUUCAGCUCACCCGCGGCGCUCACCCGCGGCGGUCUUGGACAUUCAGCGAUACAGUCGUCCAGCACACCACCUCCGCCGCAGACACGCAUCCGAGCCCCUCUUCGCCGCCCGACCGCCCACAUGGCCGAUGUGCUGCCCCUGUCGCGCGAUGCCCCGAAUCCGCUGCGCCCGUACUACGUGCCGCCGUCGAUAGGCCUGGCGCCCGACCUCGCGCCGCAGGCCCGCGGUGCCGCGAGCAGCAGCGCGCCGCUGCUUGCUGGCAGUGCGCGCAGCUCGUCGCCGCCCAACAUGUCGCUCGGCAGCCAGGCGCGCGACAUGCUGUCGGACCUCGACUACGACAGCUACUUCCCCGGCGCCGCGCCGACCGUCGCGUCGCACGCCAAGAAGCUGCUCGACCAGGCGCUGUGGAACUACACGAGCGUCUUGCUGGCCCAGCCCUUUGACGUCGCGAAGACGCUGCUGCAGGUGCACGAGGCGCGCGGGGGCGACGGCCCGCGCGCGGCCAGCUUUGCCAGCGCGCGACUCGGCGGCCACCCGUCGGACGAGUACGAGUCGGACGAGUCGGACGAGUCGGACGAGUCGGACGACGACGCGCUGGACUACUUCACCUCGGCUGCGCCCGCGUCACACUCGCCGUCGAGAUCGCGCUCGCCGCGCAAGCGACUCCAGAAGAAGACGCGCAGCCGCUCGCGCUCGGCGACGCCCACGCGCCCUCCGCCGCCGCCUGCGCGCAGACUGGACCUCAGGCGGCCCGACGCGCUGCUGGACGUGGUGGCACAGCUGUGGCAGAAGGAGUCGGCGUGGGGCGUGUGGAAGGGCACCAACUGCACAUUCAUCUACAACUUCCUGCUCAAGACGACCGAGAGCUGGUUCCGCAGCGCCCUGUCGGCGCUGCUCAACAUCCCCGACCCGGGCGCCGCGGGCGCCGCGGCCAUGACGUCCCGGCUCGAUAUACUCGAUAGCCCGUCGCCACUCAUGUCGCUCGCCGUCGCCGUCGCCGCCACAGCCAUGGCAGCCACAGUGCUCGCGCCGCUGGAUCUGAUCCGCACCCGGCUGAUCGUGACCCCCGUCGCCUCAGCGCCGCGCUCCAUCUACCCCUGCCUCGCGCUGCUGCCAUCGAUGACGGUGCCGUCUGCUCUCCUCCCAGCAACCGUGCUGCACGCCGCCAUCCCCACGCUAAUCUCCUCGUCAACCCCGCUCCUCCUCCGCUCGACGCUCGCAGUCGACCCCCUCCUCACACCCUCGACCUACAGCGUCGCCGCCCUGCUCUCGUCGACGGUGGAGCUGUUCGCGCGCCUCCCGCUCGAAACAAUACUCCGCCGCGGCCAGGUCGCGGUCCUGCACGACAACGAGAACCGCCGUCUGGCCGCCGAGUACCGCCAGCAGCCCGCGGGGGGUCAAGGGGACUAUUUCACCCCCGCGCCGCCGAUCCUGCGCAGGCCGCUCGAGGACACGAGUCUGCGCCGCUUCCACACCGUCGUGACACCCGGGCCGUUCCGCGGCGUGCUUGGCACGGCGUGGUACAUUGUGCGCGAGGAGGGGGGUGUCACGCCCGCUCCUCCUGCUGCUGCCUCGAGUAAAAAGGCCGGGUUUCAGAGACCCGUCAGGACGAGGCGCGGGCAGGGUGUGCAUGGCUUGUGGCGCGGCUGGAGGGUGGGGGUCUGGGGGCUUGUGGGGGUGUGGGGUGCUGCUGCCCUUGGUGGUGGUGGGGGGGGGGAGUUUUGAUCGUUGACCCUUUGCGUGGGGAGUGUAUGACGACUGUGUUUUGAUGAGUGUGUUUUGAUGACUAUUAGCGACAAUGGCGUUUUCACUUUUGGGUCUCGGUACGUAGAUGCAUGACGGUGUAGUUAUUCUUAUGGCCUUGUCGUGU
Messenger RNA from Didymella exigua CBS 183.55, 2050 nucleotides. RefSeq names its product mitochondrial carrier. The transcript has a single exon. The record is from RefSeq and is a predicted model, not a curated record. Bases 301 to 1905 code for a protein of 534 amino acids. Lineage: Eukaryota; Fungi; Ascomycota; Dothideomycetes; Pleosporales; Didymellaceae.